Contarinia nasturtii (swede midge) is the source of this 837-nucleotide messenger RNA. RefSeq lists its product as uncharacterized. The record is from RefSeq and is a predicted model, not a curated record. Bases 75 to 728 code for a protein of 217 amino acids. The transcript has 3 exons. NCBI's taxonomy places the organism in Eukaryota, Metazoa, Arthropoda, Insecta, Diptera, Cecidomyiidae.
CAUUAAAAACAUUUCUUUUGUCAUUCAUCGAUCAACUUAAGACGACGACGAUACGCACUUUUAUUUACUCAGCCAUGUAUUCGCAUAAAUUGACUUGUUUAUUUUUCGUGAUCGUGGUGCGUUUAACUUUAAUAAAUGCACAAUUCGGUGGUGGAUUCGGCAUUCCACAGCCACAAUUACCAUUUGCUCGACCACAAUCAUUUUUAAAUGCUGGCGGUUCAUCGGGCGCAUUUGGAAAUUCAAACACCAAUUUUCAACAAAACCGUGGAAGUACCUUUGGAAUUUCGGCAUUUGGUUCAUCGGGUUCGAACACAAAUUUCCAACAACAAAAUGCAAACGGAGGAUUCCAAAAUUUCGGACUAAACCGUGGUGGCAUCUUUAGAGAUAACGAAGAAAAUGGCAUGGAAGAGAAUGAAAUGGUAGGAAGUCCGCUGGAAGAAAAUGGAUGGGAUGGAAAUGGUUUAGAAGAAAAUGAAAUGCUGGGCAGCCCAAAUGAACAGAAUGAAUUGGCGGAAAACCAAUAUUUCAGAUAUGCAUCGCCCUAUGACAUUCCCAAAUACGUACCUAAACCAGCUUAUAAACCUGCUGCUGCGCCUUAUAAACCAGCUCAUUCUGCCCCACCAGCUCUAGCACCGCAAGUUGAAAAAUGCGGACAGAAUCUUUUUGUCAGCUGUGUUCCGAAUGUUCAAUACGUAGCUUGCGCUCCACCACCAUCCUCAUCUUACUAACGUGCUUAUAUCAUGACAUCAACUGACGCAAUUAGAUAGCCUUGCUCUUUUUCUGUAUAUUGAUUAAAAUCAAAAAUAAAAUAUUCAUCAUUUAGCAUAAAACUUAAAA